UCACGCCCCACCCCCUCCAGUCCUUAUCGCUGUCCCAACUCGCGGCAUCCAGAAAGUCCGGAGGAGGCAGGGGGUACAGCCGACACCACAACCUCCCAGCUGCAAGCCAAGGGAACUCGCUUCCACCUCCAAGUCCGGGGAAUCCCCAACGACGUCGACUACAACGCCGAACUCGCCAUCCCAGCCUUCCGAAGACUUCACAGCCCCUCACCAGGCACCCGUUGAAGGCGGCUCUUCGGCCCUCUCGCGAGAGAGUGCCUGGUGGUACCUCCUUCCUCAGCUGUCUUUCUCUCCCCGCCCCCAAAGUGAUUGCGCGGCUUCCUCCGGAGGGCGGGAGCCUUAGACGUGGCGGGGCCGGGCCAGCCUGGCUGCCGGGCCUGGGGCGCUCUGCUUGGCCGCUCGGCUCACUUGGCCGCUUGGCUGGCCCUCCGCACCCGCCGUCCAGCCCCCGGCCGGUCCCCUGCCUUUCCAGUUUGGGGCGGGUCCGGAGAAUGGCUUCGGAGAUGGAGUCGUCUCUCGAGGCAAGCUUCACGUCCAGCGGUGCGGUGUCAGGGGCUUCAGUAUUUCUGCCUCCGGCUCGCUCCCGUAUCUUCAAGAUAAUCGUGAUCGGUGACUCCAAUGUGGGCAAGACGUGCCUGACCUACCGCUUCUGCGCCGGCCGUUUCCCGGACCGCACCGAGGCUACUAUCGGGGUGGAUUUCCGAGAACGAGCGGUGGAGAUUGAUGGGGAGCGCAUCAAGAUCCAGUUAUGGGACACAGCAGGACAAGAACGAUUUAGAAAGAGCAUGGUACAGCACUACUACAGAAAUGUACAUGCUGUUGUCUUCGUGUAUGAUAUGACCAACAUGGCUAGUUUUCAUAGCCUACCAUCUUGGAUAGAAGAAUGCAAACAACAUUUGCUAGCCAGUGACAUACCACGGAUUCUUGUUGGAAAUAAAUGUGACUUGAGAAGUGCCAUUCAAGUACCUACAGACUUGGCACAGAAAUUUGCUGACACACAUAGUAUGCCUUUGUUUGAAACCUCUGCGAAAAACCCCAAUGAUAAUGACCAUGUGGAAGCUAUAUUUAUGACCUUGGCUCAUAAACUUAAGAGCCACAAACCAUUAAUGCUUAGUCAACCCCCCGAUAACGGAAUUACUCUGAAGCCUGAACCAAAGCCUGCAAUGACAUGCUGGUGCUAAGUAACAGUCUUUAUUAUACUAUCUAAUUUUGACAAAAGAAAUACUUUUGAAGUAUGACAGUGAUAAGUCAUAAGAUUUAAUCUCAAGUAUAAUGGAUCAUCCUGACACUUUACUAUUUAUCAUUGUCAUGCUGAUUUUUUGUAUUUUGUAUCUACUUAAUUAAGUUUGUCACUGUGACAACACAGGGAAAAAGUUGGUUUUCAUGUGAGGUUGAAAAUGAAGCAAAGGUAGAAUGAAUCAGAACAUUUUUCCAUUGAGAACCCAAAGAAGGAGGCUUCAGAUGAGAGCAUGAUCGUAUUUUAGGAGUAAGUGACUGUUCAAUCCUGUAUUCAUGGGAUUGAAAAAAAAAAAUUAAAGGUUUAGGACAUACUUCCUAGGUAUGUCCUUUGAAUGGGAAGUGUUCUCAAUAGGAUAAACCUGGUAUUUGCCUCUGCCUAUAGUUCUUUCUUUGUAUUAUUGAUGUAUUUAAUUGCAUUAUUAUUGGUACAUUUUAGAGCCAAGACUUUAUGUCGUUCCAGUGGGAGGAGAAGGCAUGGAAUGUUUUCUGGUUCUCAGUGCAUAAAGAGUGACUUUUCCAGUGAUUCCAGAUGCUUGAUAUUUCUAAUCAGUAUCAAUCAUAUCUACAGAAGUCAUUGUUACUUUUAAAAGAAUAAUUUGUUUUCUUACUAAUUUCUGUUAAAAUACACAAAAAUAAGUCUGACUUUAAUGAAAAUGAAGCGACAUAAUAAGGUGCUUUAUAUUUUAUUUUGAUAUCUUUAGUGAAAAACCAAUUGAAAACAUUUGAGGAGUUGUAACUUGGGAGGAAAAUAGUUAAACGUGGUUCCUGGCUACCACAGGAGACCUAUUCUUAGCUCUUCGUAAUUUCAGGCUCUAUAUCUGGCAUAGUAUCUCUUGUUCUCUUCCACAGUCAGUUAAUUUAAUAACUAAAGGUUGAAUUAACAACUCAACUUCUAUUUGGAGUGUAGCUCUGAGGGCAUACCUCUAAUUGCUAUGAGUCUACAUAUAUUUCUGUAAUAGUAUUGUGUUACAGUAUAUCAGUUUUUUAAAUCUUUAAAUUUUAUGGUCACAACAAACUAUUCCUCCUCAGUAUGAAAAAUAAGUUAAAUAUUGAAAAAUACCUUGUCUCUCUCCCUCAGUUGUGGAAAGAAUAGUUCAAGAAGUUUUUUUUACCCUAAAUACUUUUAUUUUGAGUUUGAGACUUUGCACAUUGAAAAUAGUAAGCUUGCAUAUAAAGCUAUUACAUGAAUGGAAUGUAAGCCAUGAACUUUGAAGGGUGCACAUUCACUGAUUCUGAUAGAUUGCCGUCCUUGGUAAUUCUAGAGGUAAUUAAGCCAAAAGAUGAUUGUACUUAGAAUAUUUUCAGAAUGUGGUAAAUCAAUGAACUAUGUUAUCUAGUGUAGUUUAGGAUUUUUGUUUAAUCAUUACGGUGGUCCUAACUGGAUAAUCUAAUUAUAAAAACAAGAUAAUUCUAUUAAAUGAAAUAGCUGAAAGUAAUAAUUUUAGAAAAUAAUUACUCAAUUUUAAAUAUUAGAGCUUAAGGAAAAACAGGUUGGCUUUAUCUGUGUCUAGGGAGAUUAAUCCACUUUCUUAUCUUGCUAGAAUUAAAAAUGGUUUGAAUUUAAAUUAAUGUUGCUUUGUAACUAUUUUUAUAGUAAAACAAUGACAACUGUGCUAAUUGUGGUGGGUGUCGCAGUUUUUUAAAGAAGGGAAUCUGCUUAUUGCUUUUAAAACAUUUUCUGAAGUGUGGGAAGAAAGUUUACAAACUUUCCACACACAUUUCUGUUUUUAAGUGCUGUUAAUAAUGGUUAAAAAAAAUUAUUUAACUUUGUUUCUUUUUUUAAGAACUUAGUAACAGGUAUCCUUUACAGUUCUGUGAAAGGACUUAGUUUUUCACUUUAAUAUUUAUUAAUUUUGAAAUAUUUGUAUCUCAUUUGUAAUGAUUUACUGUUUUAAUUUUUUCUACAUAUGUUUUUAUUUUUUAAAAGAGCAUACUUAUCAGUUGGGGGAUAAAGCUUUUAGAUAUUUUCCAAAAUAUUUAUAAAACAUUUCAUUGUUGAGAAAUCACUUCCAGAAUGGUGGCUAUCAAACAAAUAAUUACAAAUUUUUAAAGCACAAGUCACAUUUUGUAACUCCUAUGUGAAUUUAUUUUAACUGUGACCUUUAAUUGAAAACAUCAGAUAUGUUUUGGAAAAGUCUUAAUUUGAGAACACUGAAGGAAGCUAAUCCAGAAUCUAAUGUAGUUAGCUAUUAAUGAUGAUGCUUUAUUGACAGUAUAUUGCUAAUAUGUUUCCUCACAAAAUCUAAAGUUAAGUAAUUUCAUUGUGGAAUAGUGUCACUGUAAUGUUUCCCUUAUGAAGUUCAAUAAACCAGGUUUGCCAUAAAGAAA
Acinonyx jubatus (cheetah) is the source of this 3567-nucleotide messenger RNA. RefSeq names its product RAB33B, member RAS oncogene family (gene RAB33B). The record is from RefSeq and is a predicted model, not a curated record. NCBI's taxonomy places the organism in Eukaryota, Metazoa, Chordata, Mammalia, Carnivora, Felidae. Gene Ontology annotation, cellular component: Golgi apparatus; endosome. Gene Ontology annotation, molecular function: GTP binding; GTPase activity. The coding region runs from base 492 to 1181 and encodes 229 amino acids. Gene Ontology annotation, biological process: Rab protein signal transduction. The transcript has 3 exons.